Exophiala viscosa is the source of this 1383-nucleotide messenger RNA. Its product is annotated as general substrate transporter. Gene Ontology annotation, cellular component: membrane. Gene Ontology annotation, biological process: transmembrane transport; carbohydrate transport. NCBI's taxonomy places the organism in Eukaryota, Fungi, Ascomycota, Eurotiomycetes, Chaetothyriales, Herpotrichiellaceae. Gene Ontology annotation, molecular function: carbohydrate:proton symporter activity. The transcript is spliced from 9 exons. The coding region runs from base 1 to 1383 and encodes 460 amino acids. The record is from RefSeq and is a predicted model, not a curated record.
AUGGAAACAUACAGCGCAUAUAAUGUUGCGGUCGUGCUCUUCGCAGCUUUCGGCUCCCUCUUUGCUGGAUAUGGUCAUGCUGUCAUUGUGUCGACUGUUGUCGAGGGGCUAGGUCGGCUCAACGGCCUUCGCCUAGCAGCAGUUAUUGGCGUCAUUGGGUCAGCAAUCCAGACAGGAGCCGUCAACCAAGGCAUGUACUUGGCGGCACGUGUCAUUACUGGGGUCUCGGUUGGGCAGGUCUUCACCGCAAUGCCUACAUAUUUCUCUGAGGUGUCACCACCACAUUCGAGAGGCUUGAUGGCCGGCGCACACGGAUCUUUUGUGAACGCUGGAUAUGCCCUGGCUGCCUGGGUCGGCUUCGCGUGUUUCCAUGCCUCGGGGUCGAGUUUCGGAUGGCGCUUCCCCAACGCUGUGCUCCUGUUGUUCGCCUUGUGUGUGCUUGCUGGGACUUUCUUCAUCCCCGAAAGCCCUCGUUGGCUCUGUGCUCGUGGGCGAGACCAAGAGGCUCUCCAGAUCCUUUGCAAACUGCACCAUGACAAAAAUGAUCCCGAAGAUCAUUUCGCCCACCGCGAGCUCGGGCUGAUCAAGAAACAGCUUGACGCCGACCAGGCCGCGGUCUUAGCCGACGGCAAAUGGCAACUUUUCAGCAAGGAGACUUACCGGAAACGCAUGAUAUUGGCCUUGAUGCUAAUUAUUGGGGGCCAGAACGUUGGCGUGCUGGUGAUCAACAACUAUAAUACGCUGCUCUAUCAGUCUCUUGGACUGAGUACCUCCGAAGCGUUGAUCGUGGGAGCCGCAUACAACACUUGGGCCAUGAUUGGCAAUUUUGUUGGAGCGAUGGUUUCAGACCGCCUGGGCAGGAGGAAGGCACUGCUUGGCGGCUACAUUGCAAAUGUGGCCAUGUUCACCAUCGCUACGGCCUUGAUCGCCAAGUACGCCGAAAACAGCUCCAAGAGCUAUGCUGCUGCGGCUCUGACGUUUCUCUUCCUUUAUGUCACAGCGUAUGGUGGAGCUAUAGACCCAAACCAGUAUACUGUUUGCGCGGAGAUAUUUCCCAGUCAUCUUCGCUCGAUGGGAACCGGCCUCGCAGUAUCAGGUCUCUUCCUUGCCGACACACUAUGGCUUCAACUGGCAUCUACCGCAAUGGCCACUAUUGGAUGGAAGUACUACCUCGUCUUCCUAUGUCUGGGUGUUGUGCAUACGAUUUUCCUAUACUUUAGACUGCCCGAGACGUCUGGCCUCGCCUUGGAGGAGAUCGAUGCUCUCUUUGGCAAAGCCGCGGCGGGACACAUUCAGGACGAAGAAUUGGAGAAGAUUGCAGCUACACAUUAUGACACAAAGGUGCAUGGAAGCGAAGGGGACGCUAGGGAGGUGCAGGCCUAG